Messenger RNA from Linum tenue, 1037 nucleotides. The record is from the annotation of a GenBank genome assembly. NCBI's taxonomy places the organism in Eukaryota, Viridiplantae, Streptophyta, Magnoliopsida, Malpighiales, Linaceae.
AUGAGCAAUUUGCGAACACUCUGCAGCAGGCCGACCCACAGUCUCUUCACCUCCUUCAUCCGUUGCGGCAGGCACAAGCCUCGCUCCAGAGUUAGGGUUUCCUUCCGAAGCCGCGAUUCCAAGUCGUCGUCGUCGUGUUCUUCCUUCUCUCCCUGGCUCCAUGGUCAUCAUAACAACGAUCCCUGGUCCCGUGCGAAGCAGAAGAGAACCGUCGUCAAGGCGUCUGAUUGGGUGGACGAGAUAUCUCCUUACGAAACCCUCGAGUUGGAAGGGGAUGCAGAUGAAGAGCAAAUUAAGGUGGCUUACAGACGCUUGGCGAAGUUCUACCACCCAGAUGUCUAUAACGGGAGAGGGACACUGGGGGAAGGUGAAACGGCUGAAGCUAGGUUCAUCAAGAUUCAAGCUGCGUAUGAGUUGCUCAUGGACCGGGACAAGAGAAGGCAGUAUGAUAUGGAUAACAGGGUCAAUCCUAUGAAGGCAUCACAAGCAUGGAUGGACUGGCUGAUUAAGAAGCGAAAAGCUUUUGAUCAACGCGGGGAUAUGGCAAUCACGACGUGGGCUGAACAGCAGCAGCGUGAAAUAAAUCUUCGUGUGAGGCAGCUUUCUCGUUCGAAGAUUGAUCCAGAUGAAGAGCGACGUAUCUUGGCGAAGGAGAAGAAGGCAUCUGCAGAAUACUUCAACACGACAAUGAAGCGGCACACGCUCAUCUUGAAGAAACGGGACCUGAUGAGGAAGGGAGCAGAGGAAGAGAAGAAAAGGCUUAUCAGCAAGCUUCUAGCUGCAGAAGGCCUCGAGCUGGACACGGACAAUGAUGGUGGACAGAAGUAGCUAAGUUUAUUCGAAUGUGCUGAAGAUUAACAAAGUUCAACACUUUUAGAGUACAUGUUGAUAUCAUCACUUAUACAAGGUUGGGCCUCAGAAUGUGUACAAAUUGUAAAAUCAGAAAAGAAAGGUGAAUAGAAGCAGCAAUGGAUGAAUGUACAGUACAAAUGUACAAUGUAUUGUUACCUCUUUAAGUGAAGAAAUGAUUCAUCUCC